Apodemus sylvaticus (European woodmouse) is the source of this 1049-nucleotide messenger RNA. RefSeq names its product succinate dehydrogenase complex iron sulfur subunit B (gene Sdhb). The record is from RefSeq and is a predicted model, not a curated record. Gene Ontology annotation, molecular function: electron transfer activity; 2 iron, 2 sulfur cluster binding. Gene Ontology annotation, biological process: aerobic respiration; tricarboxylic acid cycle; respiratory electron transport chain. Bases 96 to 944 code for a protein of 282 amino acids. Gene Ontology annotation, cellular component: mitochondrial membrane. The transcript has 8 exons. NCBI's taxonomy places the organism in Eukaryota, Metazoa, Chordata, Mammalia, Rodentia, Muridae.
UGGCUAGCGGACCUCAGGGUGAGAGGCCCGCUUCCCACCGCGGUGUUCGACGGGAUGCCGGAGGGUAAGGGGUGGGGCUGACGUCAGGAGCCAAAAUGGCGGCGGCGGUCGGGGUCUCCUUGAAGCGCGGCUUCCCGGCUGCCGCACUCGGCAGAGUCGGCCUGCAGUUUCAGGCCUGCCGAGGGGCACAGACAGCCGCUGCUGCAGCUCCCAAAAUCAAAAAGUUUGCCAUUUACCGAUGGGACCCAGACAAGACCGGAGAUAAACCUCGAAUGCAGACGUACGAGGUGGAUCUGAAUAAGUGCGGGCCUAUGGUGUUGGACGCUUUGAUCAAGAUCAAGAAUGAGAUUGAUUCUACUCUGACCUUCCGAAGAUCGUGUAGAGAAGGGAUCUGUGGCUCCUGCGCCAUGAACAUCAACGGAGGCAACACUCUGGCGUGCACGCGCAGGAUCGACACGGACCUCAGCAAAGUCUCCAAAAUCUACCCUCUCCCACAUAUGUAUGUGAUCAAGGAUCUAGUCCCUGAUCUGAGUAACUUCUACGCACAAUACAAAUCCAUCGAGCCUUAUCUGAAGAAGAAGGAUGAGUCCCAGGAGGGCAAGCAGCAGUAUCUGCAGUCCAUCGAGGACCGGGAGAAGCUGGACGGCUUGUACGAAUGCAUCCUGUGUGCCUGCUGCAGCACCAGCUGCCCCAGCUACUGGUGGAACGGAGACAAGUACCUGGGGCCUGCGGUUCUCAUGCAGGCCUACCGCUGGAUGAUUGACUCCAGAGACGAUUUCACAGAGGAGCGCCUGGCCAAGCUGCAGGACCCCUUCUCCCUCUACCGCUGCCACACCAUCAUGAACUGUACGCAGACCUGCCCCAAGGGUCUGAAUCCAGGGAAAGCGAUUGCUGAAAUCAAGAAGAUGAUGGCGACCUACAAGGAGAAGCGGGCACUGGCUUAACCCUGCCGCACUGAGUGUGGGAGGCUGUCAGCUCUGGCGUGAAUCCCUUCAAGCACCUGGAGUCUUCCUGAGUACAGCGUAUAUAAUAAACAUUUAAGAAAUAAA